Vicia faba (fava bean) is the source of this 984-nucleotide messenger RNA. Lineage: Eukaryota; Viridiplantae; Streptophyta; Magnoliopsida; Fabales; Fabaceae. The record is from the annotation of a GenBank genome assembly.
AUGGAAUCCUCAACUUCAAACUUCGACUCUGAUAUCACUCAGAAUAUGCAGAUAAUCGAUUUUGGCACUGAUUCUCUAUCGGAGGGUUUAUUCCAAUUCAUCACGUCCAAAUCGCAACAAACUUCUCAAAAUCAACGUCAACUACAAGAUGUUAAAUGCAAACUGAAGGAAGUGGAGGAUGAAUUGGUUCAAGUACUCGCAGAAAAGACACGCAAGGAGGCCAAGAAAAUGGCUUUGAUGAAUGCUAUUGCGACUGCGAAGGCCGGAGUUGGAAUCCUCAACACAAGUAUUCAGGAGGUUCGUGCCAGGAAACAAGAGUAUACCGCAAUUCUAUCUCAACAGUCUUUUGGAAAAAUGUUAUGUACUAUUAUAAGCUAUCCUCUCACCUUCCAUCUCUUCUCUUUUCAUUUAUAUGAAGCUUUGGAAGCUUUUGAGGGGAAGUUAAAUGAGAGCAUUGAGCAUACAAAUGAAACACGGGAAGCCAUCUCUUGGUAUAACAGAGUACUUGGUUUUCAUGUCAAAGGAGGACGUGGGGUAAAGUUCACAUUCAAGAAUAUAAAUUUGAAGAAUCCAAACGAAGAGUAUACUUUUGUCGUCUUACAUGAUAAGAAUACUUACUCAUUGUUAAGUUGCGAACCUCCCCUUGAAAGUAUUGAAGAGUUGGUCGAUGAAUUAAACAAGACAGAUGGUCUGUUUAAGUUUGUAAAAGCAAUGCGGAAAAAAUUUCAAGAAACAUCGGUGCAAGGGAGCUUGGUUCUAACAACAGUUGAACCUGGUGAAUCUGCCUUUAUCACUUCAUCUGCUCCCGGUACAUCCAUUAGAGGUGAUUCUACAACCACAGAAAAUGAUCAACAAGUGGAACUCUCUGAUGGUAGUGCACAAUUAAAGAAAAAAAACAAUCGCAGAAGGAAAAGUUUAGCACUUUUAUCUCCUGAUUCUGCUUCUUCUGUUCGCAAGUCUCCACGUUUGAAGGUUAGGAAAUAA